AUGCCUCAUAGUGGAGAGAACGAAACAAAAGGAUUGCCGUCAAUGAUCUCAUAUUGUCGGAGUUGCAAGCAAGAUGAUAUGGUAGAUAAGUCCAACGAAGGAAGCGACUCGCUCAUUGCCAUUGUUGGAAUGGCUGUACGACUGCCUGGGGAGGUUAACACCACAGACGAGUUCUGGAAGUUCCUAAGCGCCAAAAAGCACGGGUUAGGGGAGGUCCCGGGAACUCGGUACAAUGUAGACGCUUUCUUGAAUCCUUGUCAUCAGGGGUUAAAAACAAAGAAUGGUCACUUUCUGGCAGAGGACCCCGGCUCCUUUGAUGCGGACUUCUUCUCAAUCAGUGACCAUGACGCCGCGCUUAUGGAUCCACAGCAGCGGAAGUUGAUGGAGAUAACUUGGGAGUGCCUAGAAAGUGCAGGAGAGACAAAUUGGAGGGGUAAAGAUAUUGGGUUCUACGUGGGCGCCUUCAGUGAGGAUUGGCUUGAUAUUACGAGCAAGGACACGCAAUCUAUUGACCGGUCACAUACCAUAUGCACCGGGAGCUUUGCCUUGUCAAACCGUGUAUCUUAUGAAUAUGACUUCCGAGGGCCGAGUAUGACUAUUAUGACUGGUUGUUCAGCUUCUUUGAUAGCGCUACACGAAGCAUGCCAGGAUGUACGCUCCGGUCAGUGUUCAUCAGCAAUUAUAGCUGGUGUCAACAUAAUCGGGUCACCUACAAUGACAAUAGCCAUGACUUUGGGUCGGGUGCUUUCUGCCAGUGGCUCAUGCAAAACCUUCGAUGAGCGUGCGGAUGGAUACGGCCGUGGGGAGGCAGUCAACGCAGUCUACAUUAAACGACUCGACGAUGCACUACGAAAUGGCGACCCUAUCAGAGCAGUAAUUCGGGGAACUGGUACAAAUUCGGACGGAAGGACACAGACCAUCAGUACGCCUGGGGUUGCCUCUCAGAAGCAACUGAUCCAAAGGACCUAUCAAAGCGCAGGCCUAACCUUGAGCGAGACCGGAUUCUUUGAGUGCCACGGUACAGGGACUUUGUCUGGAGACAUAGCCGAAACUACAGUUGUCGCAGAUCUGUGUGGAGGCAAAGGCAUGGUGAUAGGCUCGGUCAAGGGCAAUGUCGGACAUUCCGAAGGUGCGUCUGGCCUUACCAGCGUUAUCAAGGCGGUCUUGGCCCUGGAAAACAGAGUGAUUCCCCCGAAUGUUUUCUUUGAGCGUCCUAAUCCGAGCAUACCAUUCAAGGAGGGAGGCCUCCACGUACCAACUGAGCCCAUGCCAUGGCCCGUGGGUAGAAAGGAAUUAGCUAGUAUCAACUCCUUCGGAAUCGGCGGUUCAAACUGCCAUGCCAUACUGCAAUCGGCAGCGUCAUACCUAGAAAAUCCGCGAGCAUCAUUAACCCUGAAUAACAGCAGCGUCGAUGGGGAUGCCCUGAGGCUGUUGGUGGUCUCAGCCAAAAGUCAGGAGAGUCUACAAACUCGAAUCGCGGAGGCCACAGAUUUCGUAAACAAUAACCCGGAUAUCUUGCAUGAUACCGCCUAUACAUUGGGCACAAGACGAGAACAUCUCCGCUAUCGGGCAUUUGUCGUUGCUCACAGCCACCAACAAAUCGAAAGAUCCGAGUGGCGUACUUGCCGAGCCGAAGCGACCGAUAUAGUUUUUGUUUUUACCGGUCAAGGAGCCCAAUGGCCGGGAAUGGGAAAAAGCAUGCUCGACAACUUCGCCGCCUUCAAGGCUAGUAUCCAGAUAAUGGACAAGGCUCUGCAGGAACUCCCACAUCCCCCUUCUUGGAGUUUAGAAGCAGAGCUCGCCAAGACAGGCAACGCCUCUCGUGUUGGGAUGGCCGAAUUCUCGCAACCACUCUGUACCGCUCUACAAGUCGGCCUUGUCAGUACGUUAGCCAACUGGGGGAUUUCUCCGUCAGCCGUCGUUGGCCACUCCAGCGGUGAAAUUGCGGCAGCGUUUGCUUCGGGGGCAAUGGACAUGAAGUCUGCAAUUAUCAUUGCAUAUUAUCGGGGCUUGGCAGCCAAAUGCUUGGAAGGCGCAGGGGCUAUGGCUGCCGUUGGGCUUUCCAUGGAAGAAGUCUCGCGCUAUGUCAAUGAGAAGGUGGUCAUCGCUUGCGAAAACGGACCCCAUAACGUGACCUUAUCUGGAGAAAGAGAGGACAUCCAUAGCGUUGUCGAGCAGAUUCGCGCAGAAUGGCCGGAAGCCCUUUGCCAACCACUCCGCGUAACUGUAGCCUAUCAUUCUUACCAAAUGGCUCAUAUUGGGGCUUUGUACGAACAGCAGAUAGCUCCAUACAUUGAUCUGGAUCACCGAGCGAAUAUGAUUCCGUUCAUUUCUAGUGUGUCGUGCCGAGCUGUUACGAACCCACGGGAGCUGGACGCGGGAUAUUGGAGACGUAAUCUGGAGUCCCCUGUACUUUUUGCGGGAGCGGUUAGAUCAAUUCUUGAGAAAGACACGGCACAGGUCUUUGUUGAAAUAGGGCCACACUCGGCUCUUGCUGGGGUGCUCCGCCAAAGUUCCUUGGCAGUAUCUCCAGGCAAAAAUGUCCUUUAUUUUCCCACGCUCACCCGCAACGACACCGAUUCUAGGAACCAGCUUCUCUGGACUGUGGGAUGUGCCCAUGCCAAUGGAAUUUCGGUGGAUUUGUCCCGAGUCAAUGGUAUUGGAAAGACCUUGUCCAAUCUGCCUAGGUAUCCAUGGCAGCACAAAUAUCAUUGGAAGGAGAGCAGAGUCGCAAACGAGUGGCGAACUAGCCCUGUAGCGCACCAUGAAAUCCUCGGUUCACGUGACACGGGCUCAUCAGCGAUAGAACCAUCCUGGAGGAACAUGCUGCUACUUGGUGAUGUCCCUUGGCUCUGGGACCAUGACCUACAAGGCCAGGUUGUGUUCCCUGCUGCCGGAUAUAUUGCAAUGGUGGGGGAGGCUGUCCAGCAACUAAACCCUAGUUCCUCGGGCUACAAUGUUCGGAACGUACAGCUCAAGGCAGCCCUUGUUCUUAAAGAUGACAGAUAUGCAGAGAUCAUUACCACCAUGCGACGGGUCAUGUACAACGAUAUGAUUGAUUCUGACUGGUAUGCGUUCACUAUUGUAUCCCAUGAUGGGACUGGUUGGACCAAGCAUUGCCAUGGUGAGGUGAAGGCAGCUUACAACCAUCUCCAAUGGAAGCCUAUCGAAGCUCAGCUUCGCCCAGUUGAUGCAGAAAAGUGGUAUGCCGCCCUGAGUCGCAGUGGGCUGAACUACGGGCCUCGCUUUCGCGGAUUAGAAGAUAUCUCUGUCCAUCCCUCAGAAUAUAGAGCAACGGGAACAGUUGCCGAUAAUCGAGAACUUCACGGAAGCCGGUACAACAUCCAUCCAGUGGCCAUUGACCAGUGCUUGCAGUUGAUGAGCGUAGCAUCGUCGAAUGGGCUGGCCCGUAGGAUUGAUCGCAUGGCGAUACCGCUUUCCAUCAAGAGAAUCGCGGUCCGGACCGGCAGCGGCAUGAUGAGGGCUGAAGCGACCAUUGUUGCCGGUGGCACUAUAACCGACCAAUCUGCGAGUGCGUCACUCAUGACUGACGAUAGCCAAGCUCUGUCAUUGGAAGGCGCCGUAUUCUUUCAUACGGUAGGCGAAGGAAACAAUGACUCGUCUUUUCCUCUAGUCUCUGAGAUCCGCUGGAACGAAGAUAUAGACCUGGCUUCAGUGAGUAAAAUCCUGGCACAGUCAGAUAAUUUUCAAAGCCACGAAGAGGCCAUACGAGAUGCCGAAAAAGUAUGUGCACUUGCCAUCUUGGAGAUCGCAGAUCGAAUGAAAGGCGUGCAGCCAGGCUCUCAACACCUGAUCGAAUGGAAAAACUGGAUCAGCAAUCAGUCCUGCGCUCUAAGAGAAGGAAAAAACGCACUUGUACCCGAAGGAGAACAAUAUGCGCAAAUGUGCUCGGAAGAAAGACAGCAGAUGAUGGAGGUAGCUAUUUCAAAGUGCCAGACACACGGAGGAAUGUCUGCUGCCUUCGGAUACCUAAAGAAAAUCCUGGAGAACUGUGCUGAUAUAACAAUUGACGAAAGCCGAGUUCCAACGGUUAUGGAGAUGUUCUCAAACGUUUCCGUUGAUACAAUUGACGCCCCUCCCAAAACCAACUGGGGUCAAUUUCUAGGUCUCCUUGGACACUCAAAGCCCACUAUGCGUAUCUUGGAAAUCGGGGCAGAAGGGGCAGCGACAAGAGAAGCCCUGAAGCACCUGCGUACGCCCGAGGGGGUUAUGAUGUUUUCUGAAUAUGUCCUCACGGACGUGUCUUCCGAUAUGAUAGAUGCCGCAUCCAAGCGAUUCGAAGACCAAGAGAACUUUAAAUACAGACUCCUGGAUAUCAGCCGUGACCCCAGAAGUCAGGGAUAUAAACCACAUUCUUUCGACCUUAUUAUUGCAUCAAACAUCAGUGCUGUUCAUAACUCACCCAGACUCCACGAAUCGCUCCAACAUAUCCGUCAACUGCUUGCCCACACGGGUUGGUUACUACUCCAUGAACCCUGUUUAGGCGACUUGAUGAGCAAGUAUCUUAUGGGCGUUCUCCCAGACUGGUGGAACCGCCAGGCGAACAAGCACGAUACAUGUUGUGUUUCCCCGGAGCAGUUAGAACGUGAACUUUCUGCUGCUGGCUUCACUGGGAAUGAAGCAUUUGGCUAUGAGGACCCCGGACUCUUUCCUUGGAGUUUCACCAUGCUCUCUCGUCCAACGGCGGAUUGCUCCUCCCCCUUAUCUCGGAGUGCCGAAGUCUUUAUCCUCAGUUCUGGCCGCCAUAAUGUUUUCUCCCAAGAAGUUGCUUCAUGCUUUCACGAGAGAGGAAUUCACGUCACCUGGGGUAGUUUGGCCGACAACCCAGGUCCCAACCAUUUCAUUAUCUCCCUAUUGGAUUUGGAGGGACCAUUUUUAUAUGAUAUGUCGGAGGAAGUAUAUCAGGCCCUGCAAAUGUUCACCAGAACAACGAGAAAGAACCACAUGCUUUGGGUGACGCCAACCUGUCAGACCAACUGUCCUGAUCCCCGCUAUGGCCUAGUAUUCGGGUUCCUGCGAGCCCUUCGGCAAGAGACUGGACUUGAUGUUUCUUUUCUGGAGAUGGAUUGCUUCGAUCUUAACACAGCCCGCUCCGUGUUUACGGUUUAUGAAAAGAUUGCACAGUCCCGGAUUGAAAAGCAGCCGUACCCAGAAUAUGAAUUUCUCUUGACGGAAGGGAAAAUCCGUGUUGGGCGUUGCUACUGGGUGCCCCCAGAGAAGCGACCGCACGAAAUAAUAGAGGAAGCGCAUCUACCAACAGUCCUAAGCAUCGGCACGCCUGGUCUUAUGGACACACUUCAAUGGGUCCCAGGAAGUAGCUACGCUCAUGUGGGUGAGAAUGAAGUAGAAGUCGAUAUGUGUUAUGUCGGCCUGAACUUCCGGGAUGUUAUGAUUUCAAUGGGAUUCUUUGGGAACCAAGACCAAUUUGGUUUUGAAGGUAGCGGAAUCGUUCGGUCGGUCGGAUCGAAUGUUAAAAACUAUCAACCAGGCGAGAGGGUGUCUCUCAUGGGUGCUGGUAGUUUUCGCACGCGGGUUGUGACUCAUGAGAGGAACCUGUUGAAAGUGCCACCAGGGCAAUCAUUAGAAGAUGCAGCAGCAUUGCUCGUGGUUUAUUCUACAGCGAUCUACUCACUCAGUUACAUAGGAAAACUAAAAGCAGGGCAGACGGUGCUCAUCCAUUCCGCCUGUGGAGGUGUUGGCUUGGCCUCGAUUCAAAUAUGUAAAGCUUUGGGAGCCACGGUCUACGCUACAGUAGGGGAUGACAAUAAAGUCCAGAUGCUAAUGAAGCAAUUCUCCAUUCCUCGCCAUCAUAUCUUUGACUCACGGUCCACGUCGUUCCUACCAGACCUCAUGCGAGAAACCAAUGGAAGAGGUGUUGAUAUAGUCCUGAACUCACUCGCUGACGAGUUGCUACAUGCGUCAUGGGAAUGUGUCGCGCCAUAUGGAACCAUGGUAGAGCUUGGCAAGCGCGAUUUAGCAACCAACGGCGCCAUAAGCCUGACACCAUUCCUGAGAAACCGCACAUACGUAGGCGUUGACAUGGCCGCAGUGAACCUUGAAUGUCCGGAUAAACAAGCAGAAUUUAUGGCAGCAUACAAUCGUUUAUACAGGGAGGGAAACAUUCGUCCCAUUCGCCCUGUCAAAGUGUUCGAGGCCAUCGAUAUCGUGAGUGCGUUCCGCUACAUGCAGAGGGGCGUACACACAGGCAAGAUCGUUAUCAAACUGCCUGAAGAUCCCAAGUCUCUGGCGAAAAAUGCCUCGCAACCAGGCCCCGUCACCUUCUCCUCUAAUGCCUCAUACCUCCUAGUUGGUGGUCUCGGGGGCAUCGGAAAGGCCAUCGCGACAUGGAUGGUAGAGAGGGGUGCUCGAAAUCUGGUCUUCCUAGGUCGUUCUGCGGGAAUUUCUGGGACGGACCAGUCCUAUAUAAGAGAAUUAGAGGCCCAGGGGUGUAAUGCACAGUGUGUUGCUGGCAGCGUCACAAUUGCUGCAGAUGUGGAACACGCAAUUUCUCUUUGCGGUUCGAGACCGCUAGCCGGAGUCUUGCAGAUGGCUAUGAGCCUAAAUGACCAAUUAUUUGAUGCAAUGAACUACGACGAGUGGUCCGCUUGCCUUGCUCCCAAAGUACAAGGUACCUGGAAUCUUCACAAUGCUGUACGAGAUCGUAACCUCGACUUCUUCGUUGCAUUUAGUUCUAUCUCAGGAACCUGCGGAAAUGUUGGCCAAUCGAACUAUGCUGCCGCAAAUACGUUCCUAGAUUGCUUCACCCAAUACCGGAGGUACCUUGGGUUACCAUCGUCCGUCUUAAACCUAGGCGCUGUGGAGGACAUUGGGGUCAUCAGUAAAGACACUAAGCUUCUCCAAACCGCACGUGCGGUAUUCCAGCGCCUUCUAAGGGAAAGAGAAGUAUUGGAAGCAUUGGAGCUCUGCAUCCGCCAGUCGGCUGUUAGGACCUCUCCCGCACCAUGGCUUAUUUCGAGUCCGUGCAUUGUCGGGCUAAAUACCACAAACCAUAGCACAAACCAAGCCGUGAACGCUCCCUGGAAGGGUGAGGGCCGAUUCGGUUUGUACUCCAACCUGGAGAAGGGUGGUAAAGUUGGAGGACUGAUCGACGCGCGAGAUGAAGCCUAUAGUAUCGUUCAGAAGCUUCAAAAGCGUAUCACCACCUUGGAUGAUGAGGAGGCCGAAAUGCUGCUACUCAAAUCGCUCAACAGUCUAAUCACACAGUAUAUUGCAGGGGCUAAGGAGAUGAGCUAUGAAGACAAGGGGAAUAUCGUGAUUGACUCGCUCAUGGCAGCUGAAGUCGGAAACUGGGCGCGGCGAAACAUGAGAAUAGAUCUUAGUAUUCUCGAAAUCUCAAAAGCGGGUACCGUGAAAGGGGUUUGUGGGCUUCUAAUUGAGCGAAUGAGGAGGCUUGCAACAGGGUCCCGCAACGAUACGUCUGCUGCUAGCAGCUAG
Messenger RNA from Aspergillus alliaceus, 7476 nucleotides. RefSeq names its product putative polyketide synthase. NCBI's taxonomy places the organism in Eukaryota, Fungi, Ascomycota, Eurotiomycetes, Eurotiales, Aspergillaceae. The coding region runs from base 1 to 7476 and encodes 2491 amino acids. Gene Ontology annotation, biological process: secondary metabolite biosynthetic process; fatty acid biosynthetic process. The record is from RefSeq and is a predicted model, not a curated record. The transcript is spliced from 11 exons. Gene Ontology annotation, molecular function: oxidoreductase activity; fatty acid synthase activity; 3-oxoacyl-[acyl-carrier-protein] synthase activity.